CUGUGCUAUUUAUCAUAAUCGCUGCGAGCGUAGCUCAGUUUGUCUCUAUAUUUGUCAGUAUACUCUAAUAUUUAUUUUCCUUUUCCAGCAACAGCCGAGUAUGCUCAAAAUCUCCAUUGUGUUGUGGAAUUUAAAGAAUUAUAUAAUUCUGGUGACAUUGAGCAUUGCGUGCGAAAACUUCUAUACGAAUAUAAAACGCGCCGAGGGUUCAUGUGCCCAGAUUUUAAGCAGUGUUGUACCAGCCGAUAAAUACUUGGCAGACAUGCGCAAGACGUGCAAGAACGUGCUGCGUCUGAACCGCGCGGCGCCGCGCAAGAUGUCCGCGUUCGGCGUGUUCCAGCUGGACGCAGCGUUCCCGCUGCGGCUGCUGAGCGGGCUGGUCGCCUACACUGUUGUGCUGCUGCAGUUCGCCUUUUUGUCAUCUUAGAUAAAUUGUAAUGGCUUGAGUUAUGUCGUAUCUAUUUUAUGUAAGUUUACUCAUACUCAUUUGUGGCGCGCCAUGAAUAAAUGCUGUCCAUGCAGUAAACACCUUUUUAUCUGAAUUUAUGUUCAAUUGUACUCGAAUAAUGAAGUCCUGGGCUCUCUUGCAAAGACUUUAAUAAGGUGACAUGAUACCCUUUUUGACACAUUAUUCAUUCUUACUAUACAUUUUCCUUAUAAUGUAGGUAUGUACAGUGUUAAAUAAUAAAAAUACUGCUUUCUUACUCAAUUCUUCAAAUGCAACUUUUGGCGUAUUUCAUUUCCCGAUUUCAGUGAGCUACUUACUAAACAUUUUAUUUUGCGUUGCGCAAUUGCCUGGAAUGAGUUUCAUGGUGCCUGGCCUGUGACAAGCAGGUUGGUAGGUACACUCGGCGGGCCGAAUUUGACUCAUGACCCGGGAAAUUUGCUAUAGAAAAACCCCUUUUCUUAACACAAACUUAAAAAGCUAUAGGUACAUUGAUCUUUAGUGUGCAAACAAAGUGUUUAAAUAAUGAGAUACUAAGGUAUAGUACGUACCUAUCUAUAGAUAGGUACAGUUGAUGUACGUACUUUCUAGGUACCUAAUUGAUGGCUUCAAAAAUCGGCCACAAAAUAACAUUAAAUAUUAUUUAGUACUUACCUGUAUGGUUUUGGUAGAUAAUCAUGUAGAUAUAGACCUACUGUUUUUGAAGUGGUUCAAAAUAAA
Molecule: messenger RNA, 1165 nt
Organism: Leguminivora glycinivorella
Lineage: Eukaryota; Metazoa; Arthropoda; Insecta; Lepidoptera; Tortricidae
Gene: Gr60
Exons: 2
Coding region: 101-427 (108 amino acids)
Source: RefSeq, a predicted model, not a curated record